AUGGAACCAGGCAGCAGCCACAAGAGCCAAGCCCGGCAGUACUUGGAAAAACAUCGGAUCCCAGAGCUGCUGAACUAUCUCACCAGCGUCCUUCUCUUUUUCCGGCCUGAAAAACCAAGAGAAUAUUUAAUAUCUCUAUUGGAACGUCUGAGAAUUGCCAAAAUAACAGGUGUAGCCUUGCCUUUGUUUAUGGAUAACUCUAACAUCGUAGCUAUGUUUAAGAUGAUGGACCCUUCCAAAAGAGGCAUCAUAUCAUUUGUGCAAUAUAAAGAAGCUCUUCAAAUGCUGGGUCUUUGUACUGUAGAUGAAGAUUUAAAAGAUGAUGGACGUGGAACAAGUUUGGAUAAAUUCAGGGAUGAAGUGAACAAGAGGACUCAGGACAUAUGGUCGGCAUUUUAA
Molecule: messenger RNA, 399 nt
Organism: Nycticebus coucang (slow loris)
Lineage: Eukaryota; Metazoa; Chordata; Mammalia; Primates; Lorisidae
Product: EF-hand calcium-binding domain-containing protein 10-like
Exons: 1
Coding region: 1-399 (132 amino acids)
Molecular function (GO): calcium ion binding
Source: RefSeq, a predicted model, not a curated record